GAGGGCAUCCCGCCUGACCAGCAGCGCCUCAUCUUCGCUGGCAAGCAGCUGGAAGACGGGCGUACGUUGUCAGACUACAACAUCCAGAAAGAGAGCACCUUGCACUUGGUGCUGCGCCUCCGUGGUGGCAUGCAGAUCUUCGUCAAGACGUUGACUGGCAAGACCAUCACUCUUGACGUUGAGGCCUCAGACACGAUCGAUAAUGUGAAGGCCAGGCUGCAGAGAGCUGUGAAGUUUGUGAUCUGUCUGGGCGGUGGCGUCAUUGGGAAGGAGGCCAGGAACCGUCUCUUGGCUAUCCUGCAGAUGAGUGGCAAGCUGGACAAAGCACAGAGCGGACUGGAUGCUCUGAUCCACCAAGUCGAGCCGGCCAAGCUCAAAAAGCUCGCUGAGGCCAAGACCACCACGGCGCGCGACUUGCUGAAUUUGGCCAACAGCUGCAGCCCGCCGAUCGCUUUCAGCUCUUCCUUCAGGACUGACUCGACGCGGCCACCCCGGGCUUCCUCGGCGGACAAGGGCAAGGGCAAGGCGAAUGGGAAGGGCAACAAUAAGGGCUUUGACAAGUCUAAAGGCAAGGACCUGGGCAAAGGCAAUGGCAAAGGUGGCGACGCCAAUGCCCCGGUGACGAUCGAUGCAGCUGGCCUGGGCAAUGUGCACGUGCUGCCGAACUUGAAGCGCAGUGGCAGCCCGUGUGCGACUGGCGUCUUCCUCGCUGAGGCCAGAGCUGCUGAGGAUAUUGUUCGUGAGCUUCGGGAUGAACCUUGGCCAGCUCCCUUGGCCAUCCUGGUGACGGGCAACCUCAAGACGAUUGUGAAGCACUGGCAGGACCCGCAGCUGCUGGCCACGGGAACCGAAGUUGCUGUGCCCACGUGCCAGGGCACGCGCAAGCUCGUGCGGAAAAUGGUGGCGUUCCAGGUUGGCUCUGCCGCCCUGAACAUCCCGUCGCCUGCUGUCUUUGAUUUGGAGGAUGAGUUUGAGUCUUACCAGACAUGGAAUAUGCAGGUCAGGCAGCUGUGGGCCCCCUCCGAAAUCUGGCAGGCUUGCUGUACGCCUCAGCCGUCCAAGCCCUCGGCGACGGGACGGAAAAUCUCUACGGCCGCCUACCUGUCCGAGCUCCUCAAAACCCUGCUGCUUGCCAAGCUUAAGCUCAAGGAGAGCACCGACGUGGAGGCCUGGAGUGGACGCAAGCACGGGGAUGCGGAUGGGCAUGCUGGCUGCAUCGAUUCGUUGAUUCGCGUCCCGCGGCAGUAUGAAGAGGCCCUCCGACGUGCGUCAGGUCAUGAUGGCAUCUUCUUUGAGCGCAAGUUUGUUUCCGAGGAAGCUAAGGAGGCCGAGCGUGCGGCGCGCCCCCUCAUCGCUGUUCCUGGGGAUGACUGGGACCUUGACAAGAUCCAGACCACCUUGCGCGACACCGAAGGCGCUGAGGGCUUCGAGGUCUGGGGCAAGCGCUUGAUGUUGCGGGUGCAGAUUGAAUAUGAGCCGGCUGCGCGCCUUAAGCUCACGGGCAAAGAGCAUGCACCUACUGACCUUUUGUGGAGGAUGUCGGGUGUGCCACACCUCAAGAUGGCACAGCUUGCUGAUUUCUUGAAGGACCGGUUGCUUUGGGAAGUUGAGGAGAUUAUCUCUUUUCGGAAAAAAGAGGCUGUGGUGCGGGCAGCCUCUCCCCCUCCGAGCCAGUACCAGUGCGGUGGCCAGGACUUCUGGUCAAUCAUCAUGGGCACCGAGGCUGUCACUAUUCGCCAAAUCGUGCCAAAGCACCGUCGAAAGGAGGCCCGGCCGGUUGAGGACAUCACCUUUGCUGCUAGCAACCGGCCCGUGCCUGCAGAUUGGAGCAAAUUGCUGACACCGGUGCCAUGUGGCCCAUCCAUGGAGAUCGAUGAUGGUGAUGACCCAGAGCUUGAGGAGCUGCCAGGCGAUGGGACCACCACCUCGGGCGCUCUGGGCCAGUUCCUUCGGGCUCAGGCUAUGCCAGGGUCCAGCAGACAUUGCAAGCUCACCCAGGUGGCCACGGAACUCACUGAGUCGGCUCAGCAGCAGCUUCGCCGGGUCAUCGAGAAGAGCACCGAGGACAAUGCAUCGCAGCAGCGCUGGCUGGAGAUGGCGGUGGAUAGCAAGCUUGCUACUUUCCAGCAGGCGUUGCUCGAGAAGCAAACUACGUGGGAGAAGGCCCAGGACAGCAAGCUCCAGGAACUUCAGACGGCGCAGCAAGAGCUCAAAGAGAGCACCCAGCUGGAGUUUCAGAAUGUGCACGACACAGCGGCCAAUCGGCACCGCGACCUCAUGAAUCAGAUGACUUCGAUGAUGGCGGUGUUGCAAGCUCAUGGCCCUGGAGGAGAAAAGCGACCGGGCGAAUUCCCGGAGCAUGCUGUUGCGAAGGCCAGGGCUAUGUCGGAUGCUGUGGAAGUGGAGUGUUUUGACAAGGCCAGAUGUGAUGUGGUUCCACCUGGGCUUGGAGGGGGCGGCGACGAGCACAUGGUAGCUGUUUCGCGAGGGCACGACCGAUGUGGCGAGCCUUACUUCGCUGCGAUUUCAGAUGAGGCUUUGGAGGCAAAAGAUGUGAAGUGUUUUGGCAAGGCCAUGUGUGAUGUGGUUCCACCUGGGCUUGUCGACUCGUCGUAUAGCAAUUCAGAUGUCUUGCCGUGGCCGACGAUCCUCUACCGGCUCACGGUCCUCGUCAUGCAGAUUGGGGGCUUCGCGAUGUUGUCGGACACCCACGCCUCCGGUGGUUUUCGAGAUUUCGGGUUUUUCUCGGCUGCUGGGCGAUGGCUGGCUCGACAUGCUGGCUACCUCCUGUUCCUCGGCCUCUUUUUCAUGGACUUCGCCCUUUUGGCGAUGCAGCCUGUCUGUUGGCAGGUAAGUUUUCUCGGAAUUCGUUUGGGCGAAGCUGCUCUACCCGGCCACCGACGGCGAGCUCCCAAGGGCUACAGUCUGGCCAGAAAGGUGAACAAUUUGAAGCUUCGCUCCCACAACAUGGGUGGAUUGCGCAGCUGGGAUAAAAAAUCCCAACUUUGGUGCGAAGAUGCUGCUGAUGUGCUCGCCAUCCAGGAGACAUGGGCCGAUGCCAAGGAUAUCCUCGAUGGCCGAAGGCACCUCGCUACGCAUGGGUUGCGCUCCUACUGGAGUGCUCCGGGGCCUGCGCGUGGGCAUGGCUCUGGAACCCUGGUGGCUGCCCUUCGACCCGUGGUGUCCAAGGAGUUCUUCACUGCGGGCUUCGACUCCGAAAUGGACCACCUUUGGGCCUCUACGCGAGCUGCUGGCGCAUGGGUCGAGACCAACCAGGUGGACAAUGGCUUCGCGGUCCUCUCCUUCUAUGGCAUUGCUGGGGCCAACGCCUGCAACAACAAGCGCCUCGAAUCGGAUCGGAUGCUGAUGGCUUUGCUUUGCCACCUGGGGGCCUACAAGCACAGGCCCAUCUUCCUGUGCAUGGAUGCCAACUUGAGCUUUGAAAAGAGUGACACCAUGCAAGCCCUCAUCAAGCUCGGCUGGACUGACCUGGCAGCUGGCCUUGGUGGCACUUUCAAGGUUAAGCCUACGGAUGCGAACCCGUGCAGUCGCAUCGACUUUGUGUUCGCGAACCCUGCUGCUGCUGGCUUGGUGAUGGAUGUUCAGCUCCGAUGGCUGCCAGGCUUCCAACAUGCAGCUGUGGAUAUCGACCUCCACCUUGGCCUGGACACUGGACCGAUUUCGAGGCUGCGGGUUCCCAAACGAAUGCCCCGGGUGCCUGCUUUGUCUCAAGGUGACCUGGAGACCUACGAGGAAUGGGCCAAUGACACCUGGCAGCACUCCUUUGCCUCUGGUUUCAAGGUGGCCCUGACUCAGAAGGAUACUGCUGGUGCCUGGCAACUCUGCGAGGCCUUCGACUCCGAAUGUCUCAAAAUGAGGCUGGACCUGGCCGGCAUCAAUGACCCGAAGGCCUCCUCUGGACGUGGUGCAGUGCCCUCGACGAUGCAGUGCACCCCCUCACGACACCGAAGCCCUGGCUACGACCAUGCAUGGAGUACCUUUGUUGCUUGGCUGGAGUCCCUCUUUGCUUUGCACGAGAUUGGCUCCUUUGCCUCGGGAGUGCAGCUGGAAACUCAAUGGCGGCUUGGCUGUGCUGGCUAUAGCGGCUUCCUCUCCCACCUCCUUGGCCUCGCAUGCUCGCUCCCGGAGGGUGUGACCUGGUGGCAGGAGCUACGACUACGGCUUGAUGUUGCCCUCAAGGACAGAGCCGAGGCAGCAGCGCAGCGCAAUGCUUGCGCAAAGACGGCCUGGGCCAAAAAGAUGCGCUCCAUUGUCCAGGCUUGCAAGCACCUCAAGGGCCCACAGCAGAAGCAGACCAGCCACUUGGUCGACAAAGACACUGGCGAGAUCGUUGUGGUUGUUAGUCGCAUGCAUGACAUGUUGUUGAAGGCUUGGCAGCCCCUCUUCUCCAUGUAUGCCACUAAGCCUGAGCCCGACUGGCACGAUUUCGCCAAGGAGUACGCUGUUGAGUUGCAGGAUUGGCACGCGACCUGCCCGGAUGCUCUCCCUGCCUCGGGCCUUGCACAUGCUGUCCGGACGCGCGGUGCUGACAAGGUUGGGGGCACGGAUGGCUGGACCACUGCAGAAGGCCAUUUGCUUCCGGAUGUGUCCUUUUGGGCGCGCCAGACAUGCUUGGAAGCUGUUGCGUGUGGCUCUGAUUGGCCACCUCCUUUGCUCUUCGGUACGGUGCCCUUGCUGCCGAAGAACGACUCAGGACUCCCGGAGGACCAGCGCCCUUUGACGUGCUUUUCGCUUUGGAAUGUGGGCUGGGACAAGGCCACGUACGCUGCCACAAAGCCUUGGCUGGAUGUCUUGCUCCCGGUGGCAAUGCGGGGAGCUCGUGCUGGUGCCAUGACCAUGGAUGUGGCCUGGAUGGUUGCGCUGAUGCUGGAGCAUGCUCACUGCUACUCUCAAGAGAAGGCGGGCUACCUCUUGGAUCGUGAAAAAUGCUUUGAUCGGCUCCCCUGGGCGAUCACCUUUGCCCUGGAACAGCAUGCUGGAUUCCCCAGCUCGUGGUCACAGGCCGAUGCUCGCUUGAACCGUGACUUGCAAACUGCAUUCCGGCUCGGCCCCCUGAUUGGGCCCUUCUGGAAGUCUACCAACUCCUUCAGGCAGGGGCUGGCUAGCAGUGUCAGGCGAGUGUCCCUCAUCAUGGCCAUCUGGGUCCGAAGGCAAUGCAACAUCUUGCCCAGAUCCUUUGUGGGCAACUUCUUCGAUGACUGCUUAGUGCUGACCGACACCCAGGCCGAGCAGCAGCAGUCCAUGAAUGAGAGUGACCUUUUUGACCAACUUACUGGCCAGAGGAUUGGGCACAAGAAAACUGUUGGCUUCACGGUCCCGUGUGCUGAGCCGGUGUUGCGGUCCCGAGGUCAGCUCCUCAAGCAGGUCACCGUUGAUAAGCUCUUGGGGGUGCUCAUUCCGAUGGACAACCAGCCUGACCGCUCCUUGCAGGACAAACGCGCCCUCGAGGCACAGGCUGAGAUCCACCCCGUUGCCAAGCUCCUAGUGUCCUUGGAGGAGAAAGCCACUCUGCUCUCCCUGAAAACUGCUGGAGCUCGCUACGGACUUGAGUUGGAGGAGCCCUCGGCACAGGUUGCUCACGACUUUGACCAGUGUGUGCUGCAGACUUUGUGUGGACAGCGUGCGCUCAGGUGCAAGUACACCAGCAUGGGCCUGGCUUGGCGUGGUCACAGACUCUUCUUGGAGAUGGCCACCCCCUACCAGGCCUUCGACAUGGCGCGCAGGCAGCUCUUACGGUUGCCCUUGGCUCAGGAGCUCUUUCGGGAGGUGUGGGAGUUCCGUGACGCUCACUCUUUGUGGGACGAGGCUGGAGUGUGCAGCCACUUGGGGCGACAGUGCCAAAAACUUCGUUGGUCCUGGGAUGAACCCUUUACCAUCCAGACCCUCCAUGGCAAGCUUGACCUUUGCUGUCCUGUUAAGGGCUGGUUUCAACAUGGGCUACGGGUUGAGCUUCGCCAAAGUUUCUUCCAGCUCGUGCCAGACAGAAAAGACCUCAAGGGCAUCCAAGAUGGCGUGGACUAUGAGGUCACUACUGCGCUGCUGCGGGGGUCUACGUUGGAUGCGGCCCAGUGCAACCGGCUCCGUUUUCUGUGGGAAGGGCGUGUUGCUACUGAGGAGCGGGCUGCCAAGCACGGAGGUGGCGACCCGACAUGCCCCUACUGCACCUUGGGAGUCCCUGAGACCUCUCUGCACGUUUCCCAGGACUGCCCGCGCUUUGCUAGUCAGCGCGAAACUUUGUUGGCUCGGACCACUCAAGCAGAGCGCGACACCUGGCCGCCAUGCUUUUGGAAUGCCGGCAUCCUUCCCCUGGAGGCCUCACUGCUUGAGCUGCAACAACAGCUACCGCCAUACAGCCUGGAAGACCCGGAGGCCCCGGAGUACAUCAAUGACGAGUUCACUGAUGAGUGGUUUCGCUGUGGCCGUCUGGUUGUUGCUGGGGACGGCGCGUGUACGAACCAAGGCACCCCACUUGCUCGUGCUGGCUGUGGUGCUUUCUUUGGGCCGGGCCACGUUCUCAACUUCGAGUUUGCGCUUGCAGGGCCAGUUCAAGACUCCGACCGUGCAGAACUUCGUGCUCUCCUUCGUGUUGCUCGGUGGACUCCUUGCCUGACAGAGUACCUUUGCGACAACGAGGCUGUUCCGCACAACCCUGGGCUGACCAUGGUGACCCUUUGGGCUGCGCUGCGUCAGGUCCUAGAUGCUCGUGGAUGGGACCUGCUGCGGGUCUCCUUUGUCAAAGGACAUGCCGAUGCCGUCGACAUCGCCAUGGGUCGCGCUACUGCUAAGGAAGCGCGCUGGAAUGAUGCAGCAGACCGUCGUGCAGUCGCUGGCGCGGCUCUUCACGCCGUCCCGCCUGCUGCCAAGGACCUGUACCGUCGGCGAGUGGAAGUGACCAAGCUCAUGCAGCGCACGCUGCUGAGCAUCCAUGAGGCUCGGACCAACCUGUGGUCCCAACGUCAGCUGCUUGAGGACGGUCAAGGACCACGACCUGGUGAUGCUCCUGCUGAUCCUCCUGGUGACCCGCCUCCAGCAGACCAGGGCCAGACCUCAGCUAGCACUGAGGCCUCACGGCGACUACAGGUGCAGGACGUCUUUGCUAGACCGCAGACUGCACUCCCCAGGUACUGCUGGGACCGGCCGGAUGGUGGUGUCCGUUUUGCACUGCCACCUUUGCCUGCAAGGAUCGGAGCUGCUCCCAAUGCGAAAGAUCGGCACAAAAACAACCCUGACCACCUCCCCUGGAGAUAUGGCUCGGGGUUCAUUGAGCCCCUCUACUGGUUCUGGGCCAGCCUCGAAUGGGUUGACCAGGUGCAGGUUGGCAAUGAGGUGGUCAACACCACGUCGUACUGUGAGCUGGCAAUUGCCUUUCAGCUGCUUACUGGUCUGGUGCCUGACGCUGACACGACUGCAAGGGGCUCCACGAUGCAGCAGAGAGGCCACUUCUUUGCUGCAGCUUCGAAGCGAUUGGCUGCCAUUCUUGGCUCUCAGCUGUGUCCUGGCGCCAGCGCACCUCUUCCUGAGGUUCUCCGAAGACUUCGUUUUCAGCACAGCCCUGGAGUUGAAGGCAGGUUCAGCCUGCCCAGCGACUACUGGCAACACUACUGUGCUGUCUGGGUGCGGGCCCACCUAGAGGUCCCUACUGUGGUUGGAGCUCCGAGGCAACUGAAAUGGGUCCCCAACUUUGACCGACCUCCUGAGCCGCUGUGGCGCAGCACUGCUCCGAUUGGCUUCGAGGCUGCCAGACGGUGGAUUAAUGCUAGGGACCUAGCUGCUGCUUUGGCGCGGGGCCCAACUCCAGCGCGUACAGCAGGCUCGUCAGCAGCCCAGCCUCGUGUGUGUCAGCCUGCUUCUGUGCCUCCCGUCCGGCGCUACCGUGGCAAGCAAACUGAAGAUGUGGUGGGAGUGGUGGCGCCGACUGCUCCUGUUCCGAAGGCGCGUGCAAUGGCCAGACUGCCUCGACUCGCUGAGGAUGCCCUCACCGAGGCUGAGCAAGCCCAGUUGCAGGGUCUUUCGGGUGUCCGUAAGAACCAGAUGCUCAAGAUGCUCCGUCACAACCGUGAUGCUGUGGAACGUGGCAAACACUUUGUCGUUGUUGGGCAUGAAGCUGAUACCAUCGGUCAGCUGAAAUGCCGGGACUGUGCUAUGCAGGGCAGGUGGGCUGAGUGGCCCUACUUCGCUGUCAGAUCGAGCUGCAAGAGAAGGUCUGAUGGAGCCUCCUCUUCGUCGGCGAGCCGAGCUUGCUCUUCACGAGCUCGCUAG
Symbiodinium necroappetens is the source of this 8280-nucleotide messenger RNA. The record is from the annotation of a GenBank genome assembly. Lineage: Eukaryota; Dinophyceae; Suessiales; Symbiodiniaceae.